Molecule: messenger RNA, 675 nt
Organism: Vespa crabro (European hornet)
Lineage: Eukaryota; Metazoa; Arthropoda; Insecta; Hymenoptera; Vespidae
Exons: 3
Coding region: 157-411 (84 amino acids)
Source: RefSeq, a predicted model, not a curated record
UGGUAGCCAACGUCACAUCUAAAUUGGCAACGCGUAUCGAUCGGAUGCGAAGUUAAAUCAUCCUUCAUUCGAUCCUGAUAAAUAUCGUCAUGCUGACAUCGAACACGUCCAUUUAGCGGUGCUCGCAGUGCUGGGUCCGCUAAUUAAAUCUCAACGAUGGAUGCACGAUGCAACAAGCCCUACGAUUUCAUCGCUGUGGCUCGAAAUUUAACCGAAGAAAUAAAAAAGACUCGAGCGAUGCAAAUGAUGUGGUUUCAAACGUACGGUCCUCUACUGGAAGAAUACAAAAACGUGAAAAAGGAGAUGGCAGAGUUGUGUGAGAAAAAACAGGUCAUGGUCGUCGAUCAUUCAUCUAUCGAAGAUGAAAGAUCUUGCUUACCUACGCCAGAAACAAGCAAUUGCGAAGUAUGAUCGUUUGAAAUCAAUUUGACGAUUGAUUUAAACACUUCACUAUAUUUUUUCUAGUAUGGCUGGCUCGCAAUGAAGCCAGAAUUUCAAUUAGAAAGAUACGGACCGUACACAAUUGAUCGAAUUAAUCCUAUGGAGACUGAAACUCUUUUACAAGGAAACAUACCAAUGCUUGCACCUGGAAAAGGCUUAAUUCGAUAAAAAUUUAAUAUAAAUAUUCAAUGCAUCCUAUUUCAUAUAUCCAUAUAAAAUUCCUUUUAUAAAAUC